Entelurus aequoreus (snake pipefish) is the source of this 2811-nucleotide messenger RNA. Its product is annotated as zinc finger and BTB domain-containing protein 45-like. Gene Ontology annotation, cellular component: nucleus. Gene Ontology annotation, biological process: regulation of transcription by RNA polymerase II. The transcript is spliced from 6 exons. Gene Ontology annotation, molecular function: protein binding; DNA-binding transcription factor activity, RNA polymerase II-specific; RNA polymerase II cis-regulatory region sequence-specific DNA binding. The coding region runs from base 813 to 2801 and encodes 662 amino acids. NCBI's taxonomy places the organism in Eukaryota, Metazoa, Chordata, Actinopteri, Syngnathiformes, Syngnathidae. The record is from RefSeq and is a predicted model, not a curated record.
AUGUGCCUUGGCUCAGAAAAGGUUGAAAAACACUGUUCUAGAGUCCAGCAGUGAAAACAGUCCUUGGUGGGGGUGGGCGGAGUCUCUUCAGAUUUUCUGAGCCCUGGUCAGGCAGCGCUUUUUUUCGCCAUCUCCCGGAUAGGAGGAAGAGGAGUCCUGAUGAUCAUGCAAAAUCAUUUGCAACUGUCAUAACAAGCAUUAGAAUAAUAGUCUUUGUCUUCAUGAGCAUGUUUUUUUCCCCUCAACAUUGUGUGGGCGUUUACAGGUGUUCCUGAACCUUCUGUGUGUGUGUGUAGUUGUCCUACUUCUAGACAGCAGUGAGCAUGCGUGUGUUUCUUUGAGACACUGCCUUAGGAGAGCUCUGCGUGAUUUUUUUUUUUUUCUUCCUCCCCACUGCCUGCAAACAUCACAUCCAUCUCCGAGCCCGUGGAGUGUGUGCGUGUUGUCGUGCGUGUGUUUGUUUGCAGCGCUCACCCAGCAGCUCGGAGGAGCGUCCGACUGACGGCUUCCUCCUGCCCGCAUCGUCCGCAGCAGACAAGUGUCAGCGCGCCUCGCAGUGAAUUCCGGCAACUUCGACCAUCCCGCUCAGAACGGCGGCGGCGGCUCUCCUCGCUCUCCACCCGCUGCAGUUUGACGGGCGUCGCCAGCCCCAUGACUCUCUGAGGGGACACGGCCCCACCGUGGCCCAUGCGCUCUACCCUUUUCCCUCCCUGUCCGCCUCGCCCCUCAAGCUGACGCAAAACCCCAGACACCUCCCUCCCCUCCCCCACCCCCACCCCCACCCCGUCCCCAGCGACUCGCCGCCGCCGGCCAUGGCGCCCGGCACGGAGACGGUGCACUACAUCCACCUGCACAACUCCAGCCAGUCAGUGCUGGAGGCCCUGCGCACGCAGCGGCGCGAGGGCCUCUUCUGCGACGUGACCGUGCGCAUACAUGAUGCCUCGCUGCGGGCGCACGCCUGCGUCCUGGCGGCCGGCAGCCCUUUCUUCCAGGACAAGCUGCUGCUGGGCCACUCGGAGAUCUCGGUGCCGCCGCUGGUGCCAGCGGAGACCGUGAAGCAGCUGGUGGACUUCAUGUACAGCGGAUCGCUGGUCGUGCUGCAGUCACAGGCGCUCUGCAUCCUGACCGCCGCCAGCAUCCUGCAGAUCAAGACCGUCAUCGACGAGUGCACUCAGAUCAUCUCGCAGAGGAAGGCGGCGGCGGGGGCGGCGAGUGCAGCUGCUGCCGCUGCUGCUGCUGCUGCGGCGGCGGCAGCUGCAGCCACAGGAGGGGGGAUGCUUGGAGGAGUGCUCCCCAAACAAGAGGAGCGUGGCGGGGGCAAAGGAAGGGAAAGCAGUGGCAGCUGUUCAGGCGGAGGCGGCAUGAGCGGGGGCUACCCAAACUUCUCUAACUUCAUGGUGGACUGCGCAGCGGCCUUGGGCGGCAACAUCAGUGUCAGCGAGAGCGGGCCCGGCCCGAUGGAGCAAGCCAACAAUCUAAUGGAGCUGGGAGACAUGGGCCCCGGGCCCCUGUGUGACGGCGACGGGCUGGGACCGGGAGCGGGGUCCAUCCUGAUGAAGCAGAGCCCCAGCUGCACUCAGGACGUCCGCUACAAGCUCCGGGAUCUGUUGGCGCAGACGGCCAACGGCGCCGCCAGCACCGGCAGCCUCUCGGCGAGCUGCAGCUCCGGCGUGGGCAGCGUGGACAGCAUCGGCAGGGACAGCCUGCGCGGCAACGCCACCGACCUCUCCGACGAGCUGGUGGGGAUGGAGCGCUUCAGCGAGGAGGAGGACUUGGACGCCAGAGAGCGAGGGAGAGACGGCGGCGACCGAGACAGGGGGGCGAGCCACAGCCGCAAGCAGAGGCAGCCGCUUAGACUCCAGGUGCUGGGAGGAGGCGAAGGCGUGGUGGUGAAAGAUGAAGGCGUUCAGGAUGCCGACGGGACGGCCUUUGCCUUGGAGGACGGGAGACGGGACGGAGAGCAGGGCGGCCCCCAGGGACACAUGGCGGGCUUCGGACAGGACUUCUACGACGACCAAGGAGUGUUCACCGAGAGUUUCUGGCCGCAGAGCGAGCCUCCUCAGGCCAUGGCCUUUAACCCCAGAGGACGGGGCAACAAGCCUCUGACUCCGCCCCCGACCUCGCAGUCCAUCAACAACCAGCUUCUUUUCCAGUACCCAGUGAGCCAGUCGCAGCCGCCGCCAUUCUACGUGAGCGGGCACAUGGGGGGGAUGGACACCAUGGCGGGGACGGAACCUAGCCAACAGGUUCCGCCCCCGGCUCCCAUGACGCCGGUGCCGACCCCCACCAACACCGCCGCCCUCUCUUCGGGCCCCUCCCCUUCCACCCAAGGAUCCGAGACCUCGUUUGACUGCACGCACUGUGGCAAAUCGUUACGUUCCAGGAAGAACUACAGCAAGCACAUGUUCAUCCACUCCGGUCAGAAGCCUCACCAGUGCUCCAUCUGCUGGCGCUCCUUCUCGCUGCGUGACUACCUCCUCAAACACAUGGUGGUGCACACAGGCGUGCGGGCCUUCCAGUGCUCCAUGUGCGGCAAGCGCUUCACCCAGAAGAGCUCGCUCAACGUGCACAUGCGCACGCACCGGGCCGAGCGCACCUUCCAGUGCGCCGUGUGCCACCGGGCCUUCACCCACCGCACCUUGCUGGAGCGCCACGCCCUGCAGCACGCGCCCCAAGCCCAGGGGCGCGGCACCGACAUGACCUCGCCCGCCAAGCACAGUCCCCCCAUGGGGGGGCCCUCAGGUAUGGCCGGGGCGGCCGGCAUGGCUAGCAUGCCGGGCCACGGCGCCUCCUCCACCUAGAGCCGAUGGG